This is a messenger RNA of Puccinia triticina, 3537 nucleotides long. RefSeq lists its product as uncharacterized. The transcript has 17 exons. NCBI's taxonomy places the organism in Eukaryota, Fungi, Basidiomycota, Pucciniomycetes, Pucciniales, Pucciniaceae. Gene Ontology annotation, molecular function: hexosyltransferase activity; UDP-glycosyltransferase activity. The record is from RefSeq and is a predicted model, not a curated record. Gene Ontology annotation, biological process: carbohydrate metabolic process. The coding region runs from base 1 to 3537 and encodes 1178 amino acids.
AUGGAAAAUGCCCGAGCCGAUCCGGGACCCAGUGAGACAUCAUUCCCCUACCUUCCGGGCGGGGGGAUGAUGGGUAGUACCGCGUCCCUUGUCGGGAUGCUCAAAGCUGCCGCUUUGAGCAGCUUUCAAAAUUUAGACCAGACCCUUCUCCCUGGAGACCCAUCGGAUGCCCGCUCAACCGAUUCAAACAACGAGGAGGAAGUAAUCGACGAGCAGACCAUCCAAGAGCCAGCAUCCGAUGCCAACUCACCGUAUGAUGAUGGUCUUGGUCCGCAGGACGCCCAACUGCGUCAUGCUAGUCGAAUGUUUAUCAAUAAGUUUGCAUCCACGCUUGUCCACCAACACGACUCUGGUUCCCAACUCAAUUUCGGCCCAGUCAGUCCCCAGUCGCCAAACAUACUUCGGCAAGAUGUAACACUAUCGGCAAACAAGGAAUCUGUUGUCACAAAUCAAGAGUACUUCCAGUCGGUGAUCGAUGAUUUUGGUCCUUGGAAAGGGACUGACAGCCAUGGGCAUCCCGAACCGGAAAGCUGGAUCAAGCAGGUCCCUGGUAUACUCACUCGCAGCGUAUUGGUUCAAGGUUCUAUGCUGCUCACCAAUCGCCGGCUCUGCUAUGUUGCUUAUCUCCCGCCGGUUGACACCAAGGACAUUAUUCGCAGUGGAUCCAUCACCGUUCGAUUGAAUGGGCUGUUCAAAAGGCCAACGCGAAUGUGGGUCGAGCUACGUACCGAUUGUGUGACCCUGUAUAGAUCAAGCACGAAACUCUUCAGGCCACUCCACUCCGUUCACCUCUCUGAGAUCAAGCAUGUGUUACCAAUCUCAUCAACUCAUCCCCACACCCUGAGGGUCAGAUUAAGAACGGGCGAGAUUGUGGACUCCAAAUUCGAUACUGCUGAAGCGACGAGUGCCUGGCACGCUGAAUUCGUUUCCACCCUGUUCAACUUCAAGACACAUCACUCCAAGAAGAUUAAGAUAAUGAUCCCUUUGCGGCGGAUUCGUAAGCUCCAUCGAAACACGUUUGAAAACAUGGCCAAAGUCAUGAGCGUGGAUGUCGAUUGUGCACCGUCCGCCAGAGACGUGGUUGAUAAUGAUAUAAUCGAAGGGAAAUUCACACUUCAAGACUUUGAUCGGACUCGAAUUCAACUGUCAUACUUCCUCAGUCACGGCAAUUUUGAUGAUUUGAUACUUGAUGCUGUCGUCCGAGCUAAAUUGCAAGUCAGCCAAUCCAAAUCGACUUCGAAGCACCAAACUCCACCCCCCUUGCUCAAGAUCACAUCUAGCCAGAGCGACGGGGAAGAUAGUGAAAAUGAAGAAAAGCUCUCAGAUCAUACAGAAAACGCUGACAGCUCCGAGCAUACCCUGGCCGACAAAUUCGGGAAAGCCUUUGGUUUGGAGGCCAAUACAAAGCUUGCAAUCUACCCUUGCUCACUCCUACGUACUCUCCCCAGCCCUGGCCAUGUGGCCAUUAGUAAAGACUAUCUGUGCUUCUGGUAUCGAGGCAUUCCUGUCCUCGGCUCAGACUACAAACUAAGGAUUCCACUCAAAAGUGUCGGCAACCUCAAGCCGACUAGUGCCUUUGGCUUCCACCGGUUCGGCUUGGCCAUCGAAACUUUAGGAGCACCCGAUAUCAGGCUAGAUUUCACAUCGAAAUCGACGAGGGAAGAGGUGAUCGAAGUACUCAAAGCUGCGGUUCAAGACUUAUCCUCCAGGGAUCCUAAACGGCUUCAAGACUUCCAGCCCGCAGCGUCUCGGUCUUCAGUCCCAGCCACAGAGCCGGCCAGCUAUACGAUCCCCAUAUGUAGCAGAGACAGCAUGCCGGUCCUGAUCAGCGGAGCCAAGAUCACAAAAACUAUCAGACCGCUGCGGAUAGUGUGUCUUACCAUCGGCAGUCGUGGCGACGUUCAACCUUAUAUCUCCCUGGCAAAGCGCCUCAUGCAAGACGGACACACAGUCACCAUCGCUUCCCAUCCAGAAUACCGUACUUGGGUCGAAUCGUUCGGAAUUUUGUACAAGGACGUGGGGGGUGAUCCGGGUGCAUUAAUGGCAAGUGACAUACCAGCAAUUUCUCACCUUCGGCUGAACUUUUCUGUCGAGCAUAACUUUUUUAGUACCGGUUUUUUCAAGGAGGGCUUGGGUUAUUUCAAGACCUGGUUGAACAAUUUGUUCAUGGAGUCCUGGAUGGCCACCAAAGAAUCCGAAGCCGAAUUGCUAAUCGAAAGUCCAUCCACUUUCUCUGGAAUCCAUAUUGCUGAGGCAUUAAGAAUACCGUAUUUUCGAGCGUUUACGAUGACAUGGACCAGUACAACUACCUACCCACAAGCUUUUGCUUCCAGUAUCGACCUUGGACCAUCUUACAAUUUGCUGUCCUAUUCCCUUUUUGAUAGUUUGAUUUGGCGCGCAAUGUCCGGACAAGUCAACAGAUGGCGUAAAGAGACUCUAGGGAUACCUCCUACAUCGUUAGAGCAAAUGCAAACUUAUAAGGUCCCCUUCAUGUAUAACUUCAGUUCUGCUGUCGUUCCCAAGCCGCUGGAUUGGAGAGAUCACAUAGAAGUCACGGGGUACUGGUUCCUGGACCAAUCACACGGGAAUUUCCAGCCACCAGAUCCACUCUUAAAGUUCAUCGCCUCUGCCAAGGAAGACAAAGUCCCAUUGAUCUACAUCGGCUUUGGUAGCGUGACAGUCCCUGAUUCAACGGCAGUAACCAGGUCUAUAUACGCUGCAGUUGUCCAAGCUGGCGUGAGAGCGAUAGUUGCCAAAGGAUGGAGCGAUCGUGCUGAGGCGAAAUCCACAAAGGAAGAUAUCCCAUCACCACCAGAGGUUUAUGUGUUACAAUCCGUUCCUCACGAUUGGCUGUUUCCCCAAGUGGAUGCCGUUUGUCAUCAUGGUGGUGCUGGAACGACUGGUAUAUCGCUUAGGUUUGGAAUUCCAACCAUCAUCCAUCCGUUCUUUGGAGACCAAACCUUUUGGGCUGAUCGGGUUGCGAGACUUGGAGCCGGGUUGAAAAUCGAUUCUUUGUCUGUCAACACGCUGUGCGAGGCUUUCAACAAGGUAACGUCGGACAGAAUCAUCAAGGAAAAGGCUGAACAAGUCAAGGAGCAAAUUCAAGCGGAAGAUGGACCAAGUCGAGCCGUGCAAUUCAUUUAUCAGCAUUUGGAUUUCGCACUCGAAAGAACUCUACAUCGUAUCGAAAGAACUCUGCCUAAAAAGGUCAGGCGAUCCAAAUCAGCUGGCAGUCCGAAGCGGGAGGCGAAUGGUGCCAUCGGCGGCGAUGACGAGACUCAGAUAAGAUCGUCGCGCCGACAAAGUAUGAUCAUACGAACGUUUAACAGAAGGGGUCGAUCGACCAACAGGACAGGAACGUUGAGCGGCUCAGAAGCUGAGAAACAGGAGUCCAAUCUGGGCACAAACUCACCAAUCUUGGUAGGCCAAUCCACCGGGAUUUUGGGUCAGACAUUCACCCCUGAACCCGGCUUGAUUGCGCCCUCGAACCAGCCGAAUCGUUCCGUCAGGAACAGACUCUCUAGAUUAUAUUCUUGA